Messenger RNA from Platichthys flesus (European flounder), 5096 nucleotides. RefSeq names its product target of Nesh-SH3 (gene abi3bpa). Bases 190 to 4191 code for a protein of 1333 amino acids. Gene Ontology annotation, molecular function: protein binding. The transcript has 23 exons. Lineage: Eukaryota; Metazoa; Chordata; Actinopteri; Pleuronectiformes; Pleuronectidae. The record is from RefSeq and is a predicted model, not a curated record. Gene Ontology annotation, biological process: positive regulation of cell-substrate adhesion; extracellular matrix organization.
GAGAGCCCCAAGCUCAGAGAAGUAGUCCAGCCGCCCAACAAACAUCUAGUCUGUAUCCUGCAGCUGCAGCACACACACCACUCUCACCCUGUUACCAAAGAUUUAUUGAAUCUGUGAGAUAACGCUGAGUUGUUGCGAGUCCCUGAGAUAAGAUCACAGCAGCUUCAUUGCACCUGAGAUUCAGCAGAGAUGAUGAUGAUGAGGAUGCAGCAGGACUCACACGGCUUUCUGGUCCUACUCCUCUUGGUCUUCAUCGCUGGGACAGCGCUGUCUGGUCCCUCAACCCCUCGCAGGAGCAGAGUGCGACGUCAGAACAUGAAAGUUCGUAUCAACGCCACAGGAGACACCAUCGUGAUGAAGUUUCUGCGACCAAACGCUGACACCAAGCUCGAGGGCUACAUCCUGGGCUAUGGCAGCAGCAUGUUCUCCAAACAGUUCAUUCCGCUGCCAGAGAACGGAGAGCCAUAUGAGACUGAGUUUGAUGCUGAGCCCAAAUAUCUCAUAGCCGUCCAGCCCAUCCCGACCAACGACGUGAAAAAGCAUUGCACAGGUAAAGUGGAACUGCAGAAGCCGCUACACUUGGUGAUUGGAUCAGUAACGCCCACCUCAGUGCUCCUGUCCUGGGGGACACUGUUGAAAACACCUCAUGAGGGCAAUAUCAUGAAUGACUGUGUAGAGGACGGACACUACACAGUGCGCUAUCGUGAGAGGAGCAGGAAGUGGAACUACCAGACUUGCCCUACCAGCGACACGGUCAUCGACAAUCUGAAGCCCAACACAGUCUAUGAGUUUGGUGUUCAGCCCAACGCCAAGGAUGUCACUGGAAUGUGGAGCAAGCCGGUCAUUCACAACAUCAGCUCGGGGGGAUUAGAGAAGAAGGCCAUCAGGAAAAUCUUGAAGCGGCCUCCAAACCCUGUGAAACCUAUUGCAGCAGGUCCACGCUCCUUCCCAUUUGUUACUCGCCAUGUUCUCCAUAACAAGACCCAGAGCAGACUGCCCAUCUCCCGGAGCAUAGCGUCAAAAACAACUCUUGCUCCAACCACAAGUACUACUACAACUACUAGACAGGAAUCUCUGUCAACUCCUGGACCCACACCGCCUACCGUCACCAAACGGCCAAUCGGUGGAGGAGACCUCUCCAGAUCUGUCUUGCCUCCUUUCCUUGAAAUUCCAUUAGGUCCCAAGGUCCAUCCUACACUACACAUUACUCCCCCUGUGGUGUUAAUGCCAGUCUCCCACACAAAUGUGGAUAAACAUGGAGUGUACCCACAGCAUCGGCCACAACCAAAGCCUAAACCAACAUCACAGUACAUAACUCAGACCAAACCAAUAUCAAAACUCAUACCCCAGACCCAACCACAACCUAAACCAGCAUCAAAACGCAUACCCCAGACCAAACCAAAACCCCAAACAACAUCAAAACUCUUACCCCAGACAGAUUCAAAAUCCAAACCAACCUCAAAACUUAAUCCCCAGACCCAACCACAACCCCACCCAACAUCAAAACUCAUACCCCAGACCCAACAACAACCCCAACCAACAUCAAAAACUAUUUCCCAGACCCAACCACAACCCCACCCAACAUCAAAACUCAUUCCCAAGACCCAACCAACAUCAAAACCUAUUCCCAAAACCCAACCACAGCCAACAUCAAAGCUUAUUUCUCAGACCCAACCACAACCUCAACCAACAUCAAAGCCCAUGUCCCAGAUCAAACAUCAACCACAACCGACAUCAGAACUCAUACCGCAGACCCAACCUCAACCAACAUCCCAGAGAGUAACCCAGACUCAAACACAGCCCCAAACAACAUCAGUACUCAUACCCCAGACUCAACCACAAUCCCAAUCAACAUCCCAUCUCAUACACCUUACCCAACCUCAAUCCCAACAAACACCCCAUCCAGUACCUCAGACCCAACCACAACCCCAAACAACAUCUCAACCCAUAACCCAUGAACCAAGUCAAACCCAACCCCAAUCCCAGCCCAUAUUCCACACCCGGCCUCAAUCACAAUUUCAACAAAAGUUUAAUAUCCAACCAGAGCCUAAAAACACACCGCAGCUCUGGGCAGAUGCACAAUCUCAAACAACAAUCCAUCCCAAACAUCAGCGCCAGCAUAAAACACAACCCCAAAUAAAGACCCAGACCCCACUUCAACCACAUGCUCAACCAUCUCCCCAGCCCACAUAUAUGGCACAUGCCCACACACCUUCACCAACACUCCAGCACAUACCUCAUACCCAACAAGCACUACCCAUGAUUCACAUCCAGCCCCACUUUCAACCACAAUCCUCAAAUACACCCCAGCCACAAACCCAAACACACCCUCAACCAAUGACCAACCCACAGUCCAAGCUAAAUGCCAAGGAAAGGCCUAAAGUCCAACCAACAUCUAAACCCAAAAUUAAGUCUGUCCAACCAAAACCCAAGAUUCAACCAAAGAGCGUACCCAAGUCUGAAGCCAAAGUCCUGCCCAAGACAAAACUGAACCCCCAAUCAAUAACUCACCAAAAACAGCAACGUAAACAUCAACCAAUGCCUAAAACCAAGGACAAACAACAAACUAAAUCAAAAGCACCACAGUCACAACCUCCUCCAAAGACACAGACUCAGUCCAAACCUGAACCUCUUCCCAAACCACAACCAACAUCUAAGAGUCGAUCAAAUCCUCAACUUGGUCCACCAUUGCAGCCUCAGACCAGGACCUACUCUGAACCCACCCAGGCCACCCCAAGACACACUGUCCCUACGGCUCCUAGUCCAGCAGAAGAGGGCAAGCCUCUACCAAGACCUGCCCUGGCUACCGAGAGAGCCGGUAGUUACAAUUUUGGUACUGGCAUCCACAGACCAUCCAAAGCUGAAGUCCCUCGUUCUCCCAUUAGCUCAUCAAUUCCUACAGGAGCAAGAAACAACACGCUAUCUCGCCCCCGGAUUCCCCCUCAUUCCACUGGUGGUGGUGUCAGAACAGGUUCUUCAUCCAAGACAUUGACUUCUUCUCGCAGCUCCAGCACACCCGGGGCAGCCGAUGGGGUUCAUCAUAGACCCAUUGCUCUUCCUAAGCCUGUGGUGUGGUCCAAAGAAAACCCUGUUCUGCAACCCCCCAUUCCCGUCAACAAGAGACCCAACCUGGUGGGGAAACCAAAUGACCAUGAUAAACCCAUGGACCUAAAACAAGGAGACAAAGAGUCCAUCUUGAAGCCAUUCCCUCUGGUCACAGCCAAGCCCAAACAAGAGCGAAGACAGCCGACGACCACCUCUGCCCCGGCAGUAAACAGCAGCCACUAUGACAUAUAUGAAAACUCCUCCAUAUUCAGGCCCCUGCCGGCAUCAGACCUAGACAUCAUGGGCAAGAAGCGUUUUGUAGCUCCCCACGUGAUCUACAAGACGGAUAAAAAGCCAGACGAGCCGUGCUCCAUCACCUCCUCUCUCUCUUUUUUCCCUGAAGAGGAGGGCAGCGAUCAGAAUGUGACGACCCCACCCCGCCUCCCUCCCUCCAACCUCACCGUGGUCACCGUGGAGGGCUGCCCAUCCUUUGUCAUUCUUGACUGGCAGAAAACUGACAACGAGACCAGAGAAUAUGAAGUUGUGUCCACCGCUAAAGGACCGAAUGGACAGGAAGUUUCCAUACUGACGACCAACCAGACACACACAGCCGUGGAGAAUCUCAAACCGGAGAGCAAUUACGAAUUCAAAGUAACACCAAAGAAUGAGCUGGGAACCGGACCCUCCUCUGAUCCCGUGACUUUUAGCACAGAAUCAGCUGAUCCACGAGUGAGUGAAUAUGUUGCAGGCAAAGACGCCAUCUGGACUCAGUUCCCAUUUAAAUCAGAUGCCUACUCUGAAUGCAACGGGAAGCAGUACGUGAAGAGAACCUGGUACAGGAAGUUCGUAGGGAUCCAGCUCUGCAACUCGCUGAGAUACAAACUCUACCUGAGUGACUCGCUCAAUGGUAAGUUCUACAACAUUGGAGAUCAGACGGGGCACGGUGAGGACCAUUGCCAGUUUGUCGACUCCUUCCUGGAUGGACGGACCGGCACCCAGAUGUUUGCUGACCAGCUACCAAGCAGGCUAGGGUUCUACAGAGCAUUGAGACAGGAACCUGUCCACUUUGGAGAUAUUGGAGGAAAGUCACACGUUACCUAUGUGGGCUGGUACGAGUGUGGCACACCUAUUCCCGGGAAGUGGUAAGACCCCACAGAGCUGGCCCGGAGGAUGGCUCCCUAGCUUCCAAGAAGAAGAAGACAAGCUUUUCUUUAAUGUUACCAUGGACACUGUCAGUUGGAACUCGGCCUACUCUGCCAGGUGUGAACCUCUAUAGAACGAUCAUGUGUCACAGAACUCUGUCCCAUGCAAUUGUAACAUUGGUCGUAAUUUCUCUAUUUAUCCAAAAUGCCACGAUGGACAAAAGAGUGUAAGUGAACCAAAAUGUUGAAUAUACAGUAAUCGGCAAAACUAUUGGGAAGCUGGCUCCCGAAGUGUAAUAACGUGUAUGAUAUUAUUUAUCAAGGGUUUGUUAUUGAAUAUUCUGUAUGCUUGGGCUUUUGAGAUAAGAAAGUAAAAGUUGUUCCCGGUACUUGCAUGUCAGUGCAAAAAUCAUUUGUACACAGAAAGGUGCCAAAUCAUACUUUUCGUUGUACAAUUGGACCCUGCAAAGUACAAGUAUACACAGACAUGCAGAAUCGACCUUCUGCUGGCCCUAAGGGAUUAUUAGCAGUUGCAGUUUGCACAGUAUUAAACUUUUUUUUCAUAUAUGUAUAUGAUGUCAAGUACAGUUUGUAAACCAGUGAGCACAGAAACAUUUCAGGUAAAACAUAAAACAGUUUUAGCCAAAUUGUUGAUCUGUUUGUAAGAAAUCAAACGUUUGAGUUUCUGUGGAUCACUUGAAAACAAAAGCAUUUGUAUUUUUUUAUGCCUGUGCAGUCUUGUAUUGUAGAAUAAAAUAAAGAAUAAAAUAUAUAUAUACGUUUGUAAAAAUAGAAAUAAACUGAGCUUCAAUGACAUAAUUUAUGUUUUGUGUUAAAUCAUUGGAGAGUAACUUGCCGGUUUUUCCACAUCUGUCACGUUGGCAGUUGUUUUUGAUGGACCACUUAUGU